AUGUGGAGUCUUGUGUUGCUCGCUGGCCUCUUGACACAUUGCUUCACAAGUGAUGGGAAGUCUACCUUAUUGGAGGCACAUUAUCCUGACUCUCAUAAUGCGCAUAAUGGGAGUUUCAAGAAUCUUCCUAGGACUCAUGGCCUUGAAGUAAGCCCUCUGGCAGUGGGGACGCCAGGCGUCGGGCGCGUCGGCAUCGUGGGCCCCGGGGAGGUGGGGAAGGUGGGCGACGUCACCAACGGCACCGGGUUCACCGGCAUCGUCGACGGCGGUGUUGGCGUGGCCGGCGCUGUAAAGGGAGGCGUUGGCGUCUCUGGCCUCGUCACUGGCGGCGGAGUUGCAGUGGUUGGCGCAAUCCUCGGCGGAGUUGGUGUCUCUGGCUUAGUUGCCAAUGGCACGGGAGUAGCAGGAGAUGUAAGAGGGGGCAUCGGCGUGGAUGGCUUUGUGUGGUCCAAUAGCACAGGUGUGCACGGUGAUGUCAGUAGUGGCAUUGGUAUAUCUGGUGCCAUUGAAAAUGGCACAGGUGUUCAUGGAAAAGUAAUCGGAGGCACAGGUGUCUAUGGCACUAUCAAGAACGCAGUUGGUGUAAGAGGAAAUGUAAGAGGUGGUGUGGGGGUAGCUGGAACCCUUAAAGAUGGAGUCGGGGUACUAGGAUCCAUCAGCAAUGGCACUGGGGUGCUUGGGGUAGUGAAAGGGGGGAAAGGUGUUCUUGGGAAUAUAAGGAAUGGCACUGGCAUCAGGGGCAGCGUCGAAAGUGGAACAGGUGUUGUGGGGUAUGUCAUAGGAGGCACGGGCUUGAACGGGAGGGUAGAGAAUGGCACUGGGGUAUUUGGCAUGAUCUCGGGCGGAACCGGGGUGGCUGGGGCUGUCCUAGAUGGCACGGGUGUGAAUGGAACCAUCCUGAGUGGUACAGGCGUGAACGGGACUGUGAGCGGAGGCACGGGCGUCGCGGGGGUUAUCGGCAGGGGCACCGGCGUGUCUGGCGUGGUCAACGGAGGCGUGGGCGUGAGAGGGUUUGUCUUACCAGACACCUAUCUGACUCACCUGCUUAGAGAAACACCGGCUGCUGGAACUGUUGGCGAUGAAACUCCAUACAAUGGUGGGGAAUCUCCAGUAGUUGGUGGUGAAACAGCAGGUACUGGUGGUGAAUCAACAGAUAUUAGUGGCACAUCUCCAUCUAUUGGUAUUCAAACACGGUUUGGUGGUGAUGAAAUACCACUAGCUGAUGUAACUUCAGAUAUAGGAGGUAAAUCUCCAUUUGUCAGUGAUAUUAGAAAUGAAUCUCCGCUUCUUGAGACGAAGUCACCAUUUGUUGGGGAUGUAGCACCAAUUUCUAAAGCUGAAUCACCAAUACCUGGGGAUGAAUUUCCUUUUGUUGGGGGAGAAUCACCAAUUGCUGAAGAAUAUUCACCAACACCUGGAGAUGAAACACUAAUUCCUGGAGAUGAAUCACCAAUUCCUGGGGAUGAAUCACUAUUUGAAAGGGAUGAAGGUUAUGAAUCACCACUCGUUGGGAUAGAAUCACCAAUUGCUGGAGAUGAAUCUGGGGAAAAAACACUAUAUGUUAGGGAUGAAUUACCAGUACCUAUGGAUGUACAUGCAAUGCCUACAGAUGAACCUAUGGAUGUAGAUGAAAUACCUACAGAUGAAGCAAUAGAUGUAGCACAUAAGGAUGCUAUGGAUGAAGCACCAAUUCCAGGGGAUGAAUCACUCUUUGUUAGGGAUGAAGUACCGAUUGCUGGAGAUGAAUCACCAAUUUCGAGAGAUAAAUCACCACCUGCUAAGGAUGAAGCACCGGUUACUGGAGAUGAAUCAUUUGCUGGGGGUGAAUCUCUAAUUCCUGAAGAUGAAUUGCCAGUUCCUGGAGAUGAAUCACCAUUUGUUGGGUAUGAAUCACCAAUUCCUGGGGGCGAGCCACCAACUGCUAGGGAUGAGUCGCCACUUGUUAGAGAAGAAUCGUUUGUUGAGGGCGGAGCUGAGGUCGAGGCCCCUGAUGGCGGAGGCAGCGCGUCACUUGCUGUGCCCCUUCCGGUCUUCGGCGAGGCGCCCGCUGUGGGCGGCGAUUCCGUUGUUGCUGAUGACGCUGACGGAGGUGAGGAUAAAGGUCAGGUCGACUUCCAUGAACGCCGUCCAGCUGACCUGUUUCGACAAGUCUCUUCAACGAAAAGCAGAGAGGAUAUGUUAUGA
Molecule: messenger RNA, 2184 nt
Organism: Penaeus indicus
Lineage: Eukaryota; Metazoa; Arthropoda; Malacostraca; Decapoda; Penaeidae
Product: mucin-19-like
Exons: 2
Coding region: 1-2184 (727 amino acids)
Source: RefSeq, a predicted model, not a curated record